CAUAACUCUCAGUUUAACCCUUCCAGCCGGCGCCGGUCCGCCGGCUUAAUUCUCCGGCACUCCGUAUAUAUUGGUCUGAACCCAUAGAGUACCGUCGUUUUGGGCAAAGGAUUCUUCUUUAUCAAUCCAAUUCGUCAUGCCGGGCACGCGGAAAUAUUCUAAUCUCAUGGAGGAGGCAGGUUCGGUCAAGAAGCCGACUCGGUCAAGCCAGCGGAAUCGAAACACCAUCUUAAAGCCGGAAAAUGAUGAAGCCAUCGAUAUCAUUGAAGAUGAAAGCAGUGAAGUCUCUCGUGGGGGUAAGCGCAAGCAAAGCUCUGCCUCUGGAACUGCUAACACUUCCAAGAAGUCAAAACCGAGCCUGGAAAAAACGACUCCGUCCAAUUCGAACAAUGAUGACGCCGUCCUCCAUGACGGUAGCAAGUGCGAAAGCAAAACGCCGACAGCAAAUUUGAAAAAGACGAGAAAAAAACCCGUUGUUGAUGGUAACGCUGACGGGGAAACCAUGUUUAUCGAAAAACCUAUCGCUGAUUCGGAAGCAAGACAACGAUGGCCGAAACGAUAUCAAGGAAAGGGAGCACAACGGGUUGUUACAAAGGUUUCCAACGACGGCUCUGAUCCAGAGGUUAUUAUUCAAGCUAGUAGGCACUAUACACAGGCAAAAGUGGAUGGUUGUGUGAUAUAUAACCUUUACGAUGAUGCCCAUGUCAAAGCUGAAGAAGGAGAAGAUAACUAUAUAUGUAAAAUUGUAGAGAUGUUUGAGGCAGUUGAUGGAGACUUGUAUUUUACUGCGCAAUGGUUUUACAGAGCUCGAGACACUGUGAUGAAAAAGUUAGGGCACCUUAUUGAUAAGAAGCGUGUGUUCUUUUCAGAAAUUCAAGAUGACAAUCCGUUGGAUUGUCUUGUUGAAAAGCUUAAUAUUGUGAAAUUAUCAUUGAAUGUCGACUCAGAGGCAAAGAAGAAAGAGAUUCCUUCCUGUGAUUACUAUUGUGAUAUGCUAUACAAGUUGGAAUAUUCAUCUUUCACUAACUUGCCUUCAGAAGAGAAAACAAAUGUUAGUGAAGAAGCUUCAUCAACAGUAUCUGAAGACAAUCUUGAUAAUGUAAUUGGUGCAAAUGAUGGUCAUAAAGAUGCUUCAUUGUUGGAUUUGUAUUCUGGUUGUGGAGCAAUGUCUACUGGCUUGUGUCUUGGGGCAAAUAUGGCUGGUUUAAAACUUGUGACCAGAUGGGCCGUGGAUAUAAAUAAAUAUGCAUGUGAAAGUCUCCAAUGGAAUCAUCCUGUAACAACGGUUAGAAAUGAACCCGCUGAAGAUUUUUUAGCAUUGUUAAAAGAAUGGGAACGGUUAUGUGCUUCAUUUUCUUUGUCAAAGUCUGAGGAUUUGGGAAAGCAGCCUUUCAACUCAUAUGACAAUGAAGAUGAUGACAAUGAUGAAGUUGAAGAUGAAACUGGAAAUGAUAGUAGUGAUGGUGAAGUGUUUGAAGUUGAAAAAUUUCUUGCCAUAUGUUAUGGUGAUCCGAAGGAGAAUGGAGAACGAGGGCUACAUUUCAAGGUUCGUUGGAAGAAUUAUGGGCCAGAAGAAGAUACUUGGGAGCCUUUAGAAGGAUUGGGUGAUUGUCGAGAAUGCUUGAAGGAAUUUGUCACGGGUGGCUAUAACUCAAAAAUUCUGCCAUUGCCUGGUGAUGUUGAUGUGAUUUGUGGAGGGCCUCCAUGCCAAGGCAUCAGUGGCUUUAAUAGGUUCAGAAACAAGGAAAACCCUUUGCACGAUGAAAAGAACAAACAACUUCAGGUUUUCAUGGACAUAGUGGAGUACUUGAAGCCAAAGUACGUUUUAAUGGAGAAUGUUGUUGACAUUGUAAGGUUUUCCGAGGGAUUUCUUGGACGAUAUGCCUUGAGUCAACUCAUUCGUUUGAACUACCAAGUCCGAAUGGGAAUGAUGGCAGCGGGUGCUUAUGGUCUUCCCCAGUUUCGUAUGCGUGCUUUUUUCUGGGGUGCUAGUCCUAAUGAAAAAUUGCCGCAAUAUCCACUGCCAACACAUGAUCUGAUUGUAAGAGGUGUUAUUCCUCUUGAGUUUGAGAAUAACACUGUUGCCUGGGCUGAAGGGCAAAAACCAGAGUUAGAAAAGAAACUUCUACUAGAAGAUGCAAUAUCUGAUCUUCCACUUGUUGGAAAUUAUGAGAAUCGAGAUGACAUGGAUUAUGACAACGAUCCUAAAACAGAAUUUCAGCGAUUCAUUAGAUUAAGCAGGGAGGAGAUGCCUGGUUCUUCAAGUGCAAAAUCUGGAAAACAUUUGCUCUAUGAUCAUCGUCCACUUCAACUUAAUACAGAUGAUUAUCAACGUGUUUGCCAGAUUCCGAAGAGGAAGGGAGCAAAUUUCAGAGACUUAUCAGGUGUUCUAGUUAAUACUGAUAACAAGGUGCAAUGGGAUCCUAAUGUGGAGAGGGUUUACUUGGAGUCAGGGAAACCAUUGGUCCCUGAUUAUGCCAUGAGUUUUGUUGGUGGAUCAUCAAGCAAACCAUUUGCUCGUCUAUGGUGGGAUGAAACUGUACCAACAGUGGUCACCAGGGCAGAACCUCAUAAUCAGGCAAUAUUACAUCCUGAACAAGAUCGUGUUCUCUCGGUUCGUGAGAAUGCGAGGUUACAAGGCUUCCCUGAUUACUACAAGCUUUUUGGCACUGUUAAGGAAAGGUACAUUCAAGUUGGGAAUGCGGUUGCAGUGCCGGUUUCUCGAGCUUUAGGAUAUGCCCUCGGAUUAGCUUACCGAGGUGCUGUUUCCAGUGAUGAACCAUUGAUGAAACUUCCUCAGGGAUUUCCUAACGUUGCGGAGAAGAUUUCUUCAGACUCCUCUCAAGAUAAUUCUUGACCCUUUUCUUCUAUUGUUAUUUAAUCUUAUUUAAAUUGUAUCGG
This is a messenger RNA of Hibiscus syriacus, 2901 nucleotides long. Its product is annotated as DNA (cytosine-5)-methyltransferase CMT3-like. Gene Ontology annotation, molecular function: methyltransferase activity; chromatin binding. Lineage: Eukaryota; Viridiplantae; Streptophyta; Magnoliopsida; Malvales; Malvaceae. The record is from RefSeq and is a predicted model, not a curated record. Gene Ontology annotation, cellular component: nucleus.